AUGAUUCCUAUUCAGUCACGUCUACAUGAGAUGUCGCUCCCCAAGGCGGCGGCUCCUAUCGCCAGCACAGAUCCAGCACAACCCACCUUUGCCUGGAGUGGCAGCGCCUCGUCUUCCAUGUCGAGUCCUUUCGCCCCUCCACCAACUCCUAGCGACUCCCUCCUCGAUAUCAGCCCACGCAAAUCCUCUUUCUCUAGCGAGAUGGGAGCAGCAUAUGCCUUCCCCUCCUGGCCCAACCGCCCCUCGCUUUCCAGCAACAACUCCGCCGAUUCAUGUGCCAGCGCCUUUCUCUCUGACGACGACCUCCUGUGGAUGCCAGAGAACUCGGCCGCUGAGCAGGCAGUAGACGAAGCUAUCAACCAGGACGCCGGUACCAUCUGCUCCGUGACCAUGGAACAGCAACUUCAGCGCAUGCGCGCUAUCGCCGAACAAGAAGAUCGGGCCAACUUCCUUGCCAAGGUUGAAGCUCACGCCCGGGCAACCCAAGCCCUCCGUACAGCAAAGCAGAGCAUUGUGGCAGAGCGCGAGACAUCGAAGCCCAAGAAACGCCGCGUCGCGCCCACUCCGAAACGACGUGCUCACUCGGCAUCCAAGGUGCUCAGUCAAUAA
Molecule: messenger RNA, 609 nt
Organism: Penicillium expansum
Lineage: Eukaryota; Fungi; Ascomycota; Eurotiomycetes; Eurotiales; Aspergillaceae
Exons: 1
Coding region: 1-609 (202 amino acids)
Source: RefSeq, a predicted model, not a curated record